AUGGAGUGUGGAAGGAGGUUCAGUCAAAAUUCAAGCCUUACUUUACAUCAUCGAACCCACACAGGUGAAAAACCAUUUAAAUGUAUGGAGUGUGGAAAGAGCUUUCAUCAGAGUGGACAUCUUACUUUACAUAAUCGAACUCACACAGGGCAAAAACCAUUUAAAUGUACGGAGUGUGGAAAGACCUUCAGUCGUAUUGAUGCACUUAGAAUACAUCAAUGGACUCACGCAGCAGAGAAACCAUUUAAAUGUAUGGAGUGUGGAAAGACCUUCAGUCAUAUUGGUGCACAUAGAAGACAUCAACAGAGUCACACAGCGAAGAAACCAUUUAAAUGUAUGGAGUGUGGAAAGUGCUUCAGCCUUCAGCUCAAAUGA
This is a messenger RNA of Zootoca vivipara (common lizard), 375 nucleotides long. The record is from RefSeq and is a predicted model, not a curated record. Lineage: Eukaryota; Metazoa; Chordata; Lepidosauria; Squamata; Lacertidae.